Molecule: messenger RNA, 2744 nt
Organism: Myotis davidii
Lineage: Eukaryota; Metazoa; Chordata; Mammalia; Chiroptera; Vespertilionidae
Gene: TARS1
Product: threonyl-tRNA synthetase
Exons: 18
Coding region: 152-2356 (734 amino acids)
Biological process (GO): threonyl-tRNA aminoacylation
Cellular component (GO): cytoplasm
Molecular function (GO): ATP binding; threonine-tRNA ligase activity
Source: RefSeq, a predicted model, not a curated record
CUUGGGCGCCGGUGGAUUGCAUCAGCGGGUCCUUCCAGGCUAGUGGCUGUGGCGCGGAGAUCCCGGGAACCGCAGCGCCCUUCAGGCCGCCUCCCGCUCCUCUUCCCCCGGCCGUCGCUUUUGAGUUCCGUCCUCUCUUCCCGGUUCGCCGAUGUCCGAGGAGAAGGCCAGCAGCCCUUCAGGGAAGAUGGAAGGCGAGGAGAAGCCGGUGGGUGCCGGCCAGGAGAGGCACAAGGAAGACGGCAAGAAGAAGAACAAAGAAGGGUCUGGAGAUGGAGGGCGAGCGGAGUUGAAUCCUUGGCCUGAAUAUAUUAACACGCGUCUUGAGAUGUACAAUAAACUAAAAGCAGAACACGACGCCAUUCUGGCAGAAAAAGCAGCAAAAGAGAGCAAGCCCAUCACAGUCACUCUGCGGGAGGGUAAGCAGGUGGCCGCGGAGUCCUGGAAAACCACGCCUUACCAGAUCGCGUGUGGCAUCAGUCAAGGCCUGGCUGACAACACUGUUAUUGCGAAAGUGAAUAAAGUUGUCUGGGACCUAGACCGUCCUCUGGAGGAAGAUUGUACCUUGGAGCUUCUCAAGUUCGAGGAUGAGGAAGCUCAGGCUGUAUAUUGGCACUCAAGUGCCCAUAUAAUGGGUGAAGCCAUGGAAAGAGUCUAUGGAGGCUGUUUAUGUUACGGUCCACCAAUAGAAAGUGGAUUCUAUUAUGACAUGUACCUUGAGGAAGGGGGUGUGUCCAGCAAUGAUUUCUCGUCUUUAGAGACUUUAUGUAAGAAAAUCAUAAAGGAAAAACAAGCUUUUGAAAGGUUGGAAGUUAAGAAGGAAACUUUACUGGAAAUGUUUAAGUACAACAAGUUCAAAUGUCGGAUAUUGAAUGAAAAAGUGAAUACUCCAACUACCACCGUCUAUAGGUGUGGCCCCUUGAUAGAUCUCUGCCGGGGUCCUCAUGUCAGACACACUGGCAAAAUUAAGACUUUGAAAAUACACAAAGUAAGCAAUACAGCCCAAGAGGCUCUCUCCAUAAUUGCACAUCCGAGAUGUGCGCCUGUUUUCUUUGCAUUUGGGAGAGGCCCAGAGGAAAGCAGGAGACAUCAGGACCAUAGUCUCAAGAACAGUGACGUCACAUGUACAAGCAGUGAGCAUUCUUUGUUUUCUUCUUUGCAGGACCAGGAACUGUAUUUCUUCCAUGAACUCAGCCCUGGGAGCUGCUUCUUCCUGCCGAAGGGAGCGUACAUUUAUAAUACGCUUAUCGAGUUCCUCAGGAGUGAAUAUAGGAAACGAGGAUUCCAGGAGGUGGUCACCCCAAACAUCUUCAACAGCCGGCUGUGGAUGACCUCGGGCCACUGGGAGCACUACAGCGACAACAUGUUCUCCUUCGAGGUGGAGAAGGAGCAGUUCGCGCUGAAGCCCAUGAACUGCCCGGGACACUGCCACUUGGAAUCCGUGCUUUUUGACAGCCUUUCAUAUACGCUCAGAGAAGCGGUUUAUUGUAUUUUUGGGGUGCUGCACAGGAACGAGCUGUCGGGGGCGCUCACGGGCCUCACGCGGGUGCGGCGGUUCCAGCAGGACGAUGCGCACAUAUUCUGCGCCAUGGAGCAGAUUGAGGAAGAAAUCAAAGGCUGUUUGGAUUUUCUGCGUACAGUGUACAACAUAUUUGGGUUUUCUUUUAAACUGAACCUGUCUACUCGGCCGGAAAAAUUCCUUGGCGAUAUUGAAGUCUGGAAUCACGCUGAGAAGCAACUAGAAAACAGCCUGAAUGAAUUUGGUGAAAAGUGGGAGUUAAACCCUGGCGAUGGAGCUUUCUAUGGUCCAAAGAUUGACAUUCAGAUUAAGGAUGCCAUCGGGCGCUACCACCAGUGUGCGACCAUCCAGCUGGAUUUCCAGCUGCCCAUCAGAUUCAACCUGACCUUUGUGAGUCAUGAUGGAGAUGAUAAGAAAAGGCCAGUGAUUAUCCAUAGAGCCAUCUUGGGAUCCGUGGAAAGAAUGAUCGCCAUCCUCACUGAGAACUAUGGGGGCAAAUGGCCCUUCUGGCUGUCUCCUCGCCAGGUAAUGAUAGUUCCUGUGGGACCAACAUGUGAUGAUUAUGCCCAAAAGGUGCGGCAACAAUUCCAUGAUGCUAAAUUCAUGGUGGACAUCGACCUGGAUCCGGGCUGUACAUUAAAUAAGAAGAUCAGAAAUGCACAGUUAGCACAGUAUAACUUCAUCCUGGUUGUCGGUGAGAAAGAGAAAGCCAGCGGCACUGUGAACAUCCGCACGAGAGAUAACAAGGUUCACGGGGAGCGCACUGUUGCCGAGACCGUGGCGCGGCUGCAGCAGCUGCAGCAGGCCCGCAGCAAGCAGGCCGAGGAGGAGUUCUAGCACGGCCCGACGGCCCAGCGGGAGAGGAGCGGAGUCCGUGGUGCUCAUUCACUGUGCUCUGGAGGGCCUUGAUUUGUCCUGAACCUGGAUUGUGUGGCAGAGUCUGCGUAGGUGACUGCAGGGAGGAACCUGUUUUGACCUCGACAGGUUUUCGAUAAUGUGUAUCUGCUGGCGAUAAUUAAAAGAGACUCAUUUAAAUGAUUUUAUUCAUUAAUUACCCGAGCACUGGAAAUAGAUAACAAGGAAUGCUUUAGUGUGAUGAGGGAGAACAUUUUUUUUUAAUUUAAUGCAAUGGAAAAAUAAGUUUUCAAAUUUGAUUUGGGUAAAAAGAAAGAUUAUAAUUGGAUUAUGGCAUAAAAAUAAAAACUUUAACUCGUGUAAAUUUCAA